UCUAUGGUUUGCAUGGCUGGAGAAUAACCGUGGAGAGGCCAGGGUAUCACAAGCUUAUGGAUUUUGACAAGAGAGGGGGUAAGGGAGAGACAGAGGAAGGGAAAAAAAUGUCUAAGACGGCAGGUAGCAGGACUGGACAUGGGGGCCGGAGUUCUGGGACCAAUUCUGGAGUUCUUAUGGUUGGCCCAAACUUCCGUGUUGGUAAAAAGAUUGGCUGCGGGAACUUUGGAGAGCUACGCCUGGGAAAGAAUCUGUAUACCAACGAAUACGUCGCGAUCAAAUUGGAGCCAAUUAAAUCCAGGGCACCACAGCUCCAUUUGGAGUAUAGAUUUUACAAACAGUUGGGAAAUUCAGAGGGGAUUCCACAGGUGUACUACUUUGGUCCUUGCGGGAAAUACAAUGCUAUGGUGUUAGAGCUGCUUGGGCCAAGUCUUGAAGACCUGUUCGAUCUUUGUGACCGCACCUUCUCCCUCAAGACCGUCCUGAUGAUAGCCAUACAGUUGAUAACGCGGAUGGAGUAUGUUCACACGAAGAGUCUGAUAUACAGAGAUGUGAAACCAGAAAACUUCUUAGUUGGGAGACCAGGAAGCAAACGACAGCACACCAUUCACAUCAUCGAUUUUGGUCUGGCCAAAGAGUACAUAGACCCUGAGACCAAAAAACACAUCCCGUACCGGGAGCACAAGAGUCUGACUGGAACGGCACGCUACAUGAGCAUCAACACACACCUGGGAAAAGAGCAGAGUAGGCGGGACGAUUUGGAAGCCUUGGGUCACAUGUUCAUGUACUUCCUUCGAGGUAGCCUCCCUUGGCAGGGUUUAAAGGCGGAAACUUUGAAGGAGAGGUAUCAAAAAAUUGGGGACACUAAAAGGGCGACCCCAAUCGAAGUGCUUUGUGAAAGCUUCCCUGAAGAGAUGGCCACCUACCUGCGAUACGUGAGGAGGCUGGACUUCUUUGAGAAGCCUGACUACGACUACUUGCGGAAGCUCUUCACUGAUCUCUUUGACAGGAAUGGCUACGUCUUUGACUACGAAUACGACUGGGUCGGUAAAUCCCUGCCCACACCAAUAGGCCCUAUUCCCAGUGAUGCACCCCUGCAACCCAGCAGCAGGGACAAAGCACAACAGCAAACCAAAAACCAGUCGCCUGAGCCAAAAGGAAGUGAGUCUCAGCCCACCCCCGUGACCAAUAAGGAGACUUUGGGGUCGCACCUCACAGCUGAGCGGCUGGGGGGCUCUGUCCAGGUGAUGAGCUCAACAAAUGGCGAGCUGAACACUGACGACCCCACAGCUGGACACUCCAAUGCUCCCAUCACUGCUCCCACCGAGGUUGAAGUGGCCGACGAAACCAAGUGCUGUUGUUUCUUCAAAAGGAGAAAGAGGAAAGCCCUCCAGAGGCACAAGUGA
Messenger RNA from Nerophis lumbriciformis (worm pipefish), 1406 nucleotides. NCBI's taxonomy places the organism in Eukaryota, Metazoa, Chordata, Actinopteri, Syngnathiformes, Syngnathidae. The record is from RefSeq and is a predicted model, not a curated record.